This is a messenger RNA of Nematolebias whitei (Rio pearlfish), 1832 nucleotides long. RefSeq names its product centriole, cilia and spindle-associated protein a (gene ccsapa). NCBI's taxonomy places the organism in Eukaryota, Metazoa, Chordata, Actinopteri, Cyprinodontiformes, Rivulidae. Gene Ontology annotation, cellular component: ciliary basal body; centriole; cytoskeleton. The transcript has 4 exons. Bases 123 to 986 code for a protein of 287 amino acids. The record is from RefSeq and is a predicted model, not a curated record. Gene Ontology annotation, molecular function: microtubule binding. Gene Ontology annotation, biological process: regulation of mitotic spindle assembly.
AGCCUGGUUCAGACUCGGUGCUAGCUGUCGCUCACAGCAGCAGCUAGCUGAAACGGACCGACUCGGUUUAAUGACUGGACCCCGGGUGUGAUUGGACCAAACAGAAAAAAAUACACAAAACGAUGGUGACCAAGAAAGUCAGGACAGAGUAUAUGAAAAAGUUCAGAGAUCCCAAAUGGGAGACGUUUUCUAAAUGCUACGAGGACUCUCUGAAGUACCGUUUGACCCGUCGGUUGAUGGAGCAUUCUCACAGGCCCUGGGUCUGGGAAGGCUGGGACAGCGCUUCUGACUCCAGUGGAUGGUCCACACCCAGACUGGCAAGGAACAAAGUUGCUCCUCUGUCUCUGCCACCACCUACGUGCUCGGAGGUCCAGCAGGGGCUGCUGGAGUUGAAGACCAGCCCUGGACCAGAGCCGAAGUCUGAGGCCAGAGAAACUGAUUUGGGAACAGGAGAAGCUCCGGUUGUAGACGCUGCACCAACUACAGUUGUAGAAAACCAUGUAAAUGGAACCAGUGGACAAACUGCGGUACAAGCUCCGAACACUAGCGGGCCCCCGUGUGACACGACGACGGACAACGGGCCGGCUAGCUCCCCAUCUUCUGACGAAGAGCCGGUGAACCCUGCGCCGCGACGAUGUCACCGCCGUCGCACGCCUCGCUCCGAGCUGGGACGCAAAACCAGCGCCCCCAAAGACGAACGGACGGUGGUCCAGAAGCCUCCUAGAGCCAAGAGUCAACCACCAGUCAGCACCAAGGAGAACGGGAGACUGUCCAGCCGACCAGACUGGGCUGAGAGACAGAUGGAGAGCAACACGUCCGACGCCUGCGUUCAGACCAGAAGGGAUUCCGAUAAGCGGAAGUCCAACCCGGACCGCCGGCGGGCUCGAUCAGCUGACUUGGAGAAGAUGAGGCGUGCGCAGCUCACAGUAGUGGAUGACCGCUGGAUGACGGAGUACAUGCGCUGCUUCUCUGCCCGGCUCAGGUAGAGACCGGCUCCAGAAGGAUCGCUGAAGCACGUUCACUUGUCAGGAGGUGCAAACCGCCUCCAUGUGAGUGAGCGUCUCAACGUGGGGAAAGUGAAGAAGAUGGGCUGAGGUGCUAACAUGCUCAUUACAUUUAUCUUACAGAACUUUAUUCGCCUCAGUGGCUGUAACAACACCUUUAAUAAACUCUGGACUAACUGGCUCCAACAGACCUGAAUCACGUCUAUAAUAUGUGAUUCAGGCAUCACAUUCUAAUUAUUCACCAAGAAAUAUGGAAAGUUUCCAAGAGAUUCUAAAGUGAGUUCUCACCAGGAUCUCGUCCACACGGCACCAGAUGUUCAGUUUGUUCUGUAGCGUCGGGUCACAACAGAAGUCCUCUCAGGGCACUGAACAGAAACAUGAAUAUCUGAGGAUUCCUGACCUGCUGUCCACAUGGAAACGGAUUUUAGUGAAUACUAAAAUUCCAGUCACAUAUCAAAGUCAAAGUCCGGACCAUAACUUCUGAUCAGUUCAAGACGAUGUAUUGAAACGUUACACACAUUAGUACCACCACUAGGCUGCGUGCUGUGUGAUCUUUUCACCCCCCAGCUCUAAAGUUAAGUACAAAGGUUGUACAAGGUCUUUGCUUGUCCCGGCCGUCACUAUAGAUUGCUGUUUAAUAGUCGACGAGCGUUUCACAUGAUGCACUCUUGUUUUUUAUCAUUUUCUUUCAAAGGCAGCGUAAAGGACCAAACAGGAAUAUUUUUCAUAUCUAGCCUAGUUUUUAGAAAAUAAGACCUAUACUUUAGAAGAUGCUACGGUUGGAUGGUUUACAAAGAUAAUGUAUAGAAUAAAGUAUUUAAUGUAUUU